This is a messenger RNA of Chironomus riparius, 544 nucleotides long. The record is from the annotation of a GenBank genome assembly. Lineage: Eukaryota; Metazoa; Arthropoda; Insecta; Diptera; Chironomidae.
UUGUCGUUCAUGUAAGUUUAUUCAAGUUUUGAAAGCUAAAGUGAUCAAAUCUAAAAAGGAACCAAUUUUGUUUAAAAAAAUACCGUUCAAAGGCGGAUAAUAAUUGACAAAUUUUGUAAACAAUGGACAUAAUAUAUAGCUUUGGAGACAGUUUUUAUCGGAGCUCGCCUAGGGAUUAUGAGAAAUUUCCAAUAGAGACUCAAAAUAAGAGUGCUCAAGCAAAACCAAAAUAUCAACCACAGCAAGAAAAAGAAUGUCAUAAAAAGUCACAUUGCAUGUUUUGCAAGGAACAGAAAAAGGAAGCCAAGAAAAGGCCUUUAAAGUCAGCAAUUAAGAGGUGCGCAAAUCGAACGGACUCGAUAAGCGAGGAACCUGAAGAGAAUUGACUCAAUGUACAUAAUAAUGAUAAUAUGAUAAAAACACUUAAUUCAAGAAUGCAUUACUUUAAUUAUAAGUUCAAUAAGAUAACAUUCUAUUAUCGUUCAUUAAUAUUAUUAAAUUUUAUAAAUAAAAAUUUUAUACUCUGGCAUUUCAAAAUUAUCAA